AGUUGCGGGGGGAUUCGGACGAAAGGUUGCACUGCUCCAAGUGGCGGAAAUAAACACUACUUUUAGGCACCCCCCACCCUACGAGUUCCCAGCCCACAGGCCGUGAUCAAAGGGAAUACGAUCUUAUACAUGUUUGUAUAGUUUACGGUAAUAUUCAGACGUGAAAUUUCCUGAAGAAAUUUCUCGUGUAGGUUGCAUGUUUUUCGCUAGAUUUGUAAAAACAAUUUGUACUUACAAUUUUCAAAUUAACAGUAAAUAACGUUAGAUGUAACGUACUAGAAAGUUUCCUGUAUCUAUCACAAGAACUAAGUUCAAAUUAAUAAAAUUAAAAGUAUGGAAACAGAAGGCUAAUUUUAAAUUAAUCAUACACUUUUCAAUCAACGACACAUUUAUACAACUCAAUUUCAAAACUUGAUAAAUUCUUCACACACGAAAUCUUUACAAGAGUUUUUUCUAUCCACCAAUUGUCACUUUGGAAAAAGAAGCAUGUUGACCCCACGUUUCGAACUGACACAAACAGUAGAUGAAGUUACCGUAACUGUUCACGCUCCGUAUGCACGUAUCAAAGACACAGAAGUUUAUGUCGAAGAUUAUGACUUCAGAUUUUACUCUGCUCCUUAUUAUCUCAGAUUAAAUCUUCCUGGUAAAAUAGUUGAGAAUGAUUCGUCUUCUGGAUCAUACGAUGCUGAGAAAGGUGACUUUACCUUACGGUUCUCAAAAGUCAAUAAAGGAGAAGAAUUUCAGAACCUGGAUAUGAUUACAACGUUGCUUGCUCCACCGAAAAAAAGAACCCAGGCUGUUCCGACUAUAGAAGUUAUAAGUAAUCCUGUUGUGAGUUUAGCGGAAGAGAAAAAUGGUGAAUUGCAAACCAACGAAGUGAAGUGCAACAGCGAAGAAGCAACGGUUGAUGGUGAGAACAGAGACGGAGACGAAUGGUUUCUGCCUCAGAAUAUUAAUCAAGAAAAUAUACAAUCUUCUAUUCAACCUCCCAACUACGGUUUCGGGGGCAAGUUUUCCCGUACUCUGGCAUCAUUUGAGUCAGGGUGGACAGGUGAAAUAAUAGAUCUGCCAGCACCCGAUGUCACACCUUCCAUCGAGCGUGCAUGUUUAAGGCAAAAGCACGAGUUUGAACAGUUCAGUGAAGAACAUUAUAUGGCUGAUUUAAUUCAGGAAGAAUACAUCAGACCUUACAUUGAUUUCAAGGCAGAAUGGGAGAGCUUGAAAAGCACCGAAAUCACGCUUUCAGAUACGGAAAAAGAUUUACUGAAAGAACUGCCGAACAAAGAGUAUUUGUUGGAUAGCAAGGAAGUAGAAAAAAUUACCUUUGGUUUAGUUGACAUUCUGUUUGGCAGUUGUUACAAUCAUAGGACCACCAUGGGUGAAAAUACGGUAGAAAGUGGAUGGACCAUAAAUAAAUUGAGUUCUACGCUUUGCUGGUUUCAGGAGUUCAAUAAUAUGGAAGAAGUUGUUACAGCUUGUGUACGGAGAUCGUUGUGUUACCCAUUGUACAGAAAUUGGGAGCUAUCUGUAAAAGUAUUGAACGAUGUUAAAAUCGUUCUCAGUUUAGGAAAAAAAUAUGUAGUGAAACGUUUGUGUGAAAUACACGAGCUCUUCAACAAUUCCUACGAACCACGGUACAUGCUCAAUCACUUGUACAUAAAGGACUACUUGAUUUGGUUGCAGCAAACACCAUCGUCCUUAAUUGAAUCUCUCAGCGUAUCGUUGAGCACGAUACACCCAAACAAAGUCGAAAUGGGGUUAGAUCUUGUUGAAUUAGAAGCAGCUGCUUUCUCCGUUCAAGAUGAAGACUUAGUUAUAGAAAAUGCCAUCCAUGAAAUGGUCGACAAAGUAGGCAACAUGGCAUUAUACGAGAAGAACGAUGAGAAGCCUAAAUUCACGUACACCAUGGAGAGCAAAAAGUUCUUAGACUAUUUAUUGCGGAGAGGAAGUUCGAGCUCGUCGGAUAGCAGCGACACUGAUUCUGAAACAGAAUCUGACAGUAGUAGUUCAUCAAGCACAAGUACCGAUGAAAGUCUCGAUUCUGAUGAUACAAGCGAAGUAGAAUGAUUUUCAACUAACCCUGAUAGUUUUCAUCUAUUAGUUUGACACCGAAAACAAAAUUGAUAAAUUUUUGUAUUAAUCAGGAAAAAAAAUAUCUACACGCUGAAGGUGAUAUAAAUAAUAUGUUUAAUAAUAUUUAUCGGAAUCAUACGAUAUGUAAUAUAAAUACGGAUAUUUUUUGAUGAAAUUCAGUGUCAACUUUUGUACAUUUUUUGUUCACCACUGGACAUUUUUACCGGUUGUUUAUUUAUUUAUUUUCAUUAAACGUAAUAACAUCUUCUAUUUAUCCAACGGAUACAGUUCAUGGCUAUCCUUUAGAUGUAUCAUGUCCAUACCAAUUAGUUUAUGGUUUCAAUUUGUCAUAUAUUGCAAGUUAAAUUUGUGCAAAAUGUAAUUGUUGUUCUGUACAAAGAUAAUUAUCAUCACUGAAAAGCUUUUUUUAGAUCGCUGUUAAAGUCGCCAGCCAUCGAAGAAGUUCAAUAAAAAACUAAUUCCCAGGUGUAAUCGGGUUUCCAACUUCGACUAAAACAUGACGAGUCACGAAUUCUAAAUUUUACCCGAUGAAAGUUCUAUCAACUACUUAAAUUACAUUACAAGAU
Messenger RNA from Neodiprion virginianus, 2660 nucleotides. Its product is annotated as protein SHQ1 homolog. Gene Ontology annotation, cellular component: cytoplasm; nucleoplasm. The transcript has 9 exons. Bases 487 to 2067 code for a protein of 526 amino acids. The record is from RefSeq and is a predicted model, not a curated record. Gene Ontology annotation, biological process: box H/ACA snoRNP assembly. Lineage: Eukaryota; Metazoa; Arthropoda; Insecta; Hymenoptera; Diprionidae.